This is a messenger RNA of Carica papaya (papaya), 1242 nucleotides long. The record is from RefSeq and is a predicted model, not a curated record. Lineage: Eukaryota; Viridiplantae; Streptophyta; Magnoliopsida; Brassicales; Caricaceae.
AUGGCUGCAAAUGAUGUGCCAUGUUGUGAGCCCAUGUUCUGGGUGUAUCUGGUUAUAUGUACAGCUCUUGUGUCUUUUGCUGGUCUCAUGUCAGGCCUUACUCUAGGACUCAUGUCCCUCAGUUUAAUGGAUCUUGAGAUCCUCGCCAAGGCUGGUCAGCCUCAGGACCGUAGAAACGCAGAGAAGAUUCUGCCAAUAGUAAAAAACCAGCAUCUACUCCUGUGCACGCUUCUCAUAGGCAAUUCUCUGGCAAUGGAGGCUCUGCCAAUCUUCCUUGAUGCCCUUCUUCCAGCUUGGGGUGCCAUAUUGAUCUCAGUCACUCUCAUACUUGCCUUUGGUGAGAUAAUCCCUCAAGCCGUAUGUUCUCGUUACGGACUUAGCGUCGGGGCAAAAUUAUCGAUCCUCGUUCGAUUGAUUGUCAUCGCCCUCUUCCCUUUAGCCUAUCCAAUUAGUAAGGUAAUUCGCUUUCAUCGUUCCCUCAUGAAAUAUUGAAUAUACUUACAUAUAUGAUUGAAUUCAAAUCAGGCAGGGAAAGGGGGCGAGUUAACCCAUGAGGAAACAACCAUUAUUACUGGAGCUCUGGAUAUGACACAGAAGACUGCUAAAGAUGCAAUGACACCCAUAUCAGAAAUCUUCUCUCUCGACAUAAAUUCUAAGCUCGACGGGAAAACAAUGGCAGAAAUAAUUAGGAAAGGGCAUAGUCGUGUUCCUAUAUGUUCAGAAAGCCCUACAAAUAUCAUUGGCCUCAUUUUGGUCAAAAACUUGAUCCAGUUUCGUCCAGAAGACGAAACACCCAUCAGAGAUCUCACUAUAAGGAGAAUACCAAGGGUGCAUGGAAAUUUACCUCUUUAUGACAUGCUGAACAUAUUUCAAAAAGGUCAUAGCCAUAUGGCUGCUGUUGUCGAUGGUGAGAAUGAAGAAAAUGAGAUUAAUGUAAAAGGAAUCGAUCAUCAGUCUGGAGAAAACGAGCAAUUCAAUAUAUGUUUAAUGAAUUCUUGUCUUUGUAACUCGAAAAUAAAGAGUGUCGAGAGGGACUUAGACAAAAACCUGCAAGCCCAAGUCAGAUUUCAGGAACAGCAGGAGCAAUACAUACAUGAUUUUUCUAAUGAGGAUGUGAAAUCUCUUCCAGUCCUAAGUGAGGGGGUGAUUGGCAUUAUAACACUGGAAGAUGUCAUGGAAGAACUGAUACAGACCGAAAUUCUUGACGAAACUGAUGAAUACGUUGAUGUUCACAAUAGGUAA